Didymodactylos carnosus is the source of this 477-nucleotide messenger RNA. The record is from the annotation of a GenBank genome assembly. NCBI's taxonomy places the organism in Eukaryota, Metazoa, Rotifera, Eurotatoria, Philodinida, Philodinidae.
CCGUUUUAGGCGAAAAUGGGUCCCCUAGCGCAAAACACCCGUAUAAUGGGUGUAACUUUUGAAGGAAGCAAAUUGGGCAGAUAUCCUCUUAGGCUUUUUCAUAUCUCCAUAUGACCUAUCGAUCGGCACAUGAACGGGCGAAAUCGGAUUUCGGCACCUGGGAAUGUUCCCUCGUUAGUUGAUUUGGCUGGUUUAGACAAAAUGUCAAAUGCAUUUGGUUUCAUUCUACUUGUACAAGGUAUUGCUAUUGCAAUUGGUUUACCAUUUGUUGGUUUCUUACGUGAAAAAAUUGAUACAUAUUUAGUCCCAUAUAUUAUUGUUGGUCUUGUUAUUGCACUGAGUGGUAUAAUGCUAUUUAUUAUACCAUUUUUAAAAAAGUCAGCAAAACCAUUAUCGAUAACAAAAAUAGAAACAGUGGUUACUUCUACUGAAGAUGGUGAUGGUGAUAUUGACUAUUGUAAAUCAAUACCAGUUUAG